This is a messenger RNA of Panicum hallii, 3261 nucleotides long. RefSeq lists its product as uncharacterized. The record is from RefSeq and is a predicted model, not a curated record. The transcript is spliced from 3 exons. Bases 115 to 2754 code for a protein of 879 amino acids. NCBI's taxonomy places the organism in Eukaryota, Viridiplantae, Streptophyta, Magnoliopsida, Poales, Poaceae.
GAAGAGAGACGAGGGCGAAGCACGAAGCACCUACACCAACUGCCCAACACAGCCAGGGGACCUGGAGAGAUCUGAAUUCCGAGCACACUUCUCUUCCCCGCUCCAUCGCCGCCGAUGGAGAUCCCCACCGCCGUCAUCCACCGCAUCCAGUCCUCGCUCCGCGAGGCCGCCGGUGCCCCCGCAGCGGACGCUGCGCCCGCCCCUCCCUUCCCCACCGUCACCGACGCCGUCGCGGCCUUCGAUUCUGGCGCCGCCUCGGAGGGAGUCCGGUGCGGGCGCUGCGGCGCCGCGGGAGGGCUGCUCCGCGGCGCGAAGUCCGCGCUAUGCGCCUACUGCGGGUGUCCCAGGCGCGGGGAGGAGGCCGAAGGCGGCGGCAUCGCCUUCCGCGACGGCGCGGCCUACCGCUGGCUGCUCGGCUCGCUAGGGCUCGACGGAUCGGAGUUUGUAGAGUUUGAUAGUGAUACUACGGGUUCAAAUAAAAGCAAGGAAGCACCAAGCAGUGGGAUGAUCAUAUCUGAUCUACUGGACUUAAAACUUACUUGCCUCCCUGAGAAUAAAGAAACACCUGCAAGUUCCAUAACAACGGAGCAAUCUUCUUCUGUGGAUACGCUAAAUUUAUCAGCUGCUAACCUAGACUCAUUUUUCGUUGAAAGAAAAGAAAAGAUGACUGCUGCUGCUUCUCUUCCACAAACUUAUACUGUGGCGCAGGAAAAGAAAAGAACAGAUAGCAAAAGCCAUGAAUCUUCAAGAUCAGAGGUGAAUGCCGCAUCUAAAGGAUUAAUGAGUUCUCAAAGAACAAACCAGAUAGAAGCUAAUCCAGCAUUUGCAAGUUGGGAUGCUGAUUUUCAGUCUGCUAGCUCGGGAAGUGCCACAGGAGACUCCAAUCAACCUGAUCUAUUUAAGAGCUCUUCUGCUGCCGAGUUUAGUUUCCCAGCUCCUACAAUUGCCAAUAACCCUGCAGUAGGCACUGAAAAUAAAACAAGUGCGAAAAGUGCCAUCCUAGAACAUCAUUCAGAAGAUUUGGCUUCAGCAAGUGAUACUUUAUUUGAGGAUAACCUUUCUAAUCAAAAGGUUGCCCCUGUCUUGGAGAGCAACAGUGGAAUUGUUCCUGAAAAUAGUGCUCCUGAGUUCACUGACUACUCUUUUGAUAUGAAUUUUGCUAAGAGCGAUCAAUCGCCUGGAAGGGAUGAUACUGGAGUCAAUGAUGAUGAAGCUUUUGAUGACUGGCAAGAUUUUGCAGGAAGUGGUAAUCUGGGAAGCCUAUCAAAUGCAGGAGAACAUAUAGUGGAGCCUUUAAAGAGAGAUUCAUCCGACAUAAAAACAAUGGAUCCCUUGCCAGUAGGUAGCACGGAAUCAACUAACAAUGCUAAUGAAGACUCCUCUGAUGAUUGGCAAGCUUUUGCCUCUAUUUCUGGUCAACAAGGAGAUUUAGACAAUUCGGUGGAGGGAUUAACAAGUGAUGAAGGACGAGAUUUGGUGAGAUCAGUUGGAGAGAAAAUGAGCAGCAUCUCGCUUGAACGUUCUUCAGAAGUUAAUCCUGUUGAUUUGUGGCCUGUUGGCAAUGUUAAAGCACAAAACACUGAGGAAAUGGGUAAGGAAACAGAUGAUUCUUUUGAUGAUUGGCAAGAUUUUACUACCUCUAGUCAAGUGCAGGCUACUUUGUUUAAUCACACUGGAGACAUGAUGGAAGUCCCAAAAGCCAGUCACAAAGAAACAGACAUGGAUUCAUGGUUCAUGGGAGAUUUUAGGGAGCCAGCAAAUACUGGUAUGGCGAAUAGGAAUAAUAUGUUGGACGACUGGCAAGGCUUCACCGGUUCUGAUCAAGCGCAGCAAACUUCAUCUAGUACAGGUGGGGAAAUGAUGAGUGCUUUGUCUGAGCAGCAUGAAGGAACUGUUUCUGUCCAAUCCUGGGUGCAUGGCAGCAAUAAGGAAGCUGCAAAGACAUCCUCAACAAAUGCUGAAAGCGAUGCAUAUGAUAUUUGGCAAGAUUUUACUAAGACAGGCAACCUGCAAGAAAAUAUGUCUAAUCUUGGGAGGGAAGUGACUAGUGUCUCAACUGAGCCAGCUAAAGAAAUCGAUUCUUUGGAUUUGUGGCUAACCAGCAACUUCAAGGAAUCCAAAAGCAGUCAAGGUGUUGGGAGAAUUGAUGCCUCAUCUGAUGGAUGGCAGGAUUUUGCCAGUUUUGAUCGAACUCAGACAAGUACCAAAAUUCCUGGAGAAGGGAACCUGGUGAAAAAUCCUUCAGGAACUGAAACUUUGGACUUAUGGGCCUCGAGUCAUGCUAAUGAAAAGAAACCUGAACAGACAAGUGAAGAUAAUGAUCUAUUUGAUGACUGGCAAGAUUUCCAAAACUCCCAUCCCCAGCAAACAAGCUUACAAGUUUCUUCAGAUGCUUCAUUAUUUGAUAUACCCUCAGCAUCACAGCCUGAUGCUUUAGAAGGAAUGGAAUUUGAUAGUGUUUUGCAGCUAGCUUCAUCUGAAAAUAAAAAGGAUAAAAAGGAGGAUCCUAAUGAAGAAAAAUCAGUUCCAUCUGAUGAACACUUGAAAAGCACAAAGGGAAUGCAGCAGAUGGGCAAUGUUGAUCCGCUAUCUUCAUUAUGGCCAACUAACAGUCUUGGUAAUAAUGCUAUUAAGAAACAAGAGUCUGUUAAUACAAAUGUAGAACAGUUGCUUGCUCAGAUGCAUGAUCUGUCUUUUAUGCUCAAAGAUGAACUUUCAGUCCCUGAUAAACCUGUGGAGCAUUCGAAGCCCUGAAAUGCACAGCAGCAAAAGUUGUGCACUGCUACAAUCAGCCAGGCAGAUCGAUGCUGAAAGCCCUUUACAAGCUGGUCUGCUGGACGAAUCACACCAAAUAUGACCGGGUGAAAAAUGCAAGUCCCAGGAUACCUUGUUUUUCCAACAAUUUGCCCUUUAUCAGUACAUUGAUCAGCAGAGGAUUGUAUUUGUUUCCUCUGUUGCUUCGGUGCGUUGAUCGUCACAGUCAGGUUUGUUCCUUGACUGUUGCUGAGUUGAGGCGUGAAAAUCAUGUUUUUUACUGUGCCUGCAUGUCUAUGUACCAACCCACGGGCUGUAUGUUGUACCCAGAGUCCCAGAGUACCAAACUUAGCUCACAAAUCAACCUAUUCUUUUUGAGAUUAUCUUUGUUACGGUUGUUCUUGCUAAUGCGCUACCACAGUAUCUGGUUGUUUGCAGCUGAUGCCAAGUGGUAUCUUGUUGUCUGCUCUGUAAUUCUGUGGAAUACCAUCAUGGACCAUCGGAUUA